Molecule: messenger RNA, 936 nt
Organism: Brassica napus (rape)
Lineage: Eukaryota; Viridiplantae; Streptophyta; Magnoliopsida; Brassicales; Brassicaceae
Exons: 1
Coding region: 337-807 (156 amino acids)
Source: RefSeq, a predicted model, not a curated record
CAACUUCAAUGUACAAGAGCGCUGCAACGAAAGUAGUCUAAAGAAAACAUAGGUAUGUUAAUACUGUACAGUGGUUCCGAAAAAAAAAAAGAUAUGUUAAAUACAAAAUUGGUUUGAAAGAUGAAUAGUAAAAGACGUGUAAGUAAAGAAAAGUGGGUCCUCCUACUCAUCAAACUGAUGAGAUUGGCAAGUGGUGGCAACGCGCUAAUCAAUAAUCAUAUAAUCCCCCACUUUUAUCCAAAUUAUUAUUUGGUUAUAAAUCCAUCUCCACUUGUCCAUUACCUUCUCCAACGAACAACAACGAUCUCCUUCAAACAUUCCAAACAAACAUAAACAAUGGAAGCUACAAUGAUCUCUUCGUCGGCUUUGAUAUCACCACUCAGGUUCCAUCCGUUUUCCACGAACAAAAUGAUGAUUAAGAAGAAGAAGAAGAAGAUGAUGAUGUGCGUUUCUGCGGCUGCGUCUUCAGGAAAGGACCAUUACUACGGAGGAGGGAGACUGGUGGACGAGAACAUAAUCGUUCUGAGGAAACGCAUCCACGAGAUGAAGAUGGUUGAGAGAAACUACGAGCCUCCUUCUCACUGGAUGGAUUGGGAGAAGCGUUUCUACAGCAGCUACGACUCUGUCAUCUGCGAAUCCGUUGGUCUUCUCCAGAGCUUCCUCAUGAAUUCUCGGCCCACAGUUGCAAUCGCAACGCUGCUUCUCCUCAUCGUUAGUGUUCCCGUUUCCUCCUCUGUUUUAGCCUUUCGCCUUCUUGACCUCCUCCAGUGGGUUCUCGCCGCCGCAACUUCGGGUCACGUGGGCUGAUCUGCUCGGCCCAUUUCACUUUUUUCCCCUUUUACUUGCACACAAACUCUUUUUUUUAUUGGUUAUGUAUACUGUAAACACACAUAAUAUUCUUUUUAUUAUUUAUCUGAAUUUUUUACUUUAGCUUAA